Molecule: messenger RNA, 1382 nt
Organism: Nipponia nippon (crested ibis)
Lineage: Eukaryota; Metazoa; Chordata; Aves; Pelecaniformes; Threskiornithidae
Source: RefSeq, a predicted model, not a curated record
AGCUUGAACAGCGGUCCAUCAACAACCCCAGAGUGUGAACACCCCAAAAUUAAACCCUCCUCAUCUGCCAAUGCGAUCUACUCCUUAGCUGCCAGACCACUGCCUGUACCAAAACUGCCUCCUGGGGAACAGUCUGAAAGCGACGAAGACACCGAAUACAUGUCACCGUCCUCUCUGCCUGUGGUGCCUCCAGGUCCUGCUGUACAAAAACCAGAGAUCAAAACGCCUUUGGAAAUGACUCAGAGCUUACGAGUUUUAGACUGCAACCAGCAGACAGAUGGCUGUAUGUAUGAAGCAAUGUACAACAUUCACUCCCAAGCAGCACCCUCAGCUUUCGAGACUGUCAACGCUUCUGAUGAAGGGGACCUGGCAGCAGCCACUGCCAGCAACGGGCCUGAAGAGUCAGAAAAUGAAGAAGAUGGUUAUGAUAUCCCUAAACCACCACUACCGGUUGCUAUUGCUCGUCGCACACUGUCUGAUAUCUCCAAUGCCACGCCUGCCUUCAGCCGAAUGUCUUUGGAAAACGACCCUGUAACAGGUUUUUCAGAUGGCUCUCAAGUUCCAGAAAGGCCGCCAAAGCCGCUACCACGGAGAAUAAAUUCUGAGCGGAAAGCAGGGAGCUGCCAAACAGGCGGAGCCAGCAGUGGGACCAGUGCGUCGCUGCAACUCUCCAGCGAGAUCGAGAAUCUAAUGAGCCAAGGCUACUCAUAUCAGGACAUUCAGAAAGCACUGGUCAUUGCACAUAACAAUAUUGAAAUGGCCAAGAAUAUUCUCCGGGAGUUUGUUUCCAUUUCCUCCCCUGCGCACGUGGCCACAUAGCACAUUACCUCCACGCCCACGACUUCUGUGGACCAACUGCCUGGGCAGCCGUAGCCCCGCCACGCACCAAAGGGGAAGGGGGUUCCUUUAGAGACUUCGUGCUGAGGUCAGUCCUGCCUCUUAAGAGAUCAGUUAUCAGGUUUUUGUGGUUCCAGAUUUCAAAGCAGUGGAAUGAAAUGGAGCAGAGUGGUGUUUUAUACAGUGUAUGUCUUGGAGUCCUUUACCCCUACCUCUUGUUUGAGAGAACAGAUUUAUUUCCAGGGUGUUGGUAGAGAAAAGUAUCGCAACAAGGGAUCCCCAAGCUGAUGCCCUGGAGGCUGGGGGGAGUGUUUUGUGCUGUGAAUUCUAAGUGAAUGCUCUGAGAAACAAAGUCCCGAGGUCGGUGUGGUGUGUCCUGUGGUUCAUGGUACUAGGUUUGGAUCUGUUCGCUGCUGUGUGUCUGGCUCAGGCUUUUUAGAGCAGCUGGGAGGUCACUUUCUGCUGGGAAUAAAUAGGAGACCUUGGAAGAAUCUUGCGAUUGCUUCCUGUUUGCCAUGGCGUUUCCCUCUUGCCUGUAAUAAUAG